GCAAGGGACCUGAAACUCUUUAUGCUGGACAGAAACUCAAUGACAACGAGUGGCACACUGUCCGGGUAGUUCGGCGAGGAAAAAGCCUCAAGCUGAUGGUGGACGAUGAUGUCGCGGAGGGCACAAUGGUUGGUGAUCACACCCGCUUGGAGUUCCACAACAUUGAGACAGGGAUCAUGACGGAGAAACGGUACAUCUCUGUCAUCCCCUCCAGCUUCAUUGGCCACCUCCAGAGCCUCAUGUUCAACGGGAUGCUCUACAUUGACCUGUGCAAGAAUGGUGACAUUGACUAUUGUGAGCUGAAGGCACGCUUUGGUCUCCGCAACAUUAUAGCUGACCCUGUGACGUUCAAGACCAAGAGCAGCUACCUGAGCUUGGCCACCUUGCAGGCCUAUACAUCCAUGCACCUCUUCUUUCAGUUCAAGACCACCUCAGCUGAUGGGUUCAUCCUCUUUAACAGUGGUGAUGGCAAUGACUUCAUCGCAGUUGAACUAGUCAAGGGGUAUAUACACUAUGUGUUUGACCUUGGAAAUGGACCUAAUGUUAUCAAAGGCAACAGUGAUCGUCCUCUUAAUGACAACCAAUGGCACAAUGUCGUUAUCACCAGAGAUAACAGUAACACACACAGCCUGAAGGUGGACACUAAGGUGGUCACUCAGGUUAUCAAUGGUGCCAAAAACCUGGAUCUUAAAGGUGAUCUCUACAUUGCUGGCCUAGCUCAAGGCAUGUAUAGCAACCUCCCAAAGCUAGUGGCCUCACGUGAUGGAUUUCAGGGCUGCCUAGCAUCUGUGGACUUGAAUGGGCGUCUGCCUGAUCUAAUCAAUGAUGCUCUGCACCGCAGUGGGCAGAUUGAGCGUGGAUGUGAAG
Molecule: messenger RNA, 867 nt
Organism: Pterocles gutturalis (yellow-throated sandgrouse)
Lineage: Eukaryota; Metazoa; Chordata; Aves; Pterocliformes; Pteroclidae
Product: neurexin-3-like
Exons: 4
Source: RefSeq, a predicted model, not a curated record